AUGCACUUCCCCGCGUCCCCCUGGCUGCGCGCCCUCGCGGGGCUCUCCGCCGCGCUCGCGCUCGCCUGCCUCUACGCCGCCGUCUCCGCCCCCUCCGCCUCCCUCCUCUCCGCCUUUGUUUCCGCGGGCGGGUAUGGCGGGGGGAGUGGGGGUGAGGAUGCGGGGAACGAAAGGGAAGCGGAGCUAGGCGCGCGACCGUUUGAUGACGCGGAGUGGGGGGAGGGGGAAACGGGGCAGGAGGGAUUAGGCGGGCAGGACCUGUUUGCGCUGGCAGCAGAGGCGGGGCGAGAGGGGGAGGCGGGGCGCGGAAGGGAGGCAGGGCUGGGCAAGGGCGAAGAGGAUGCUACACUGUACCCUUCAUUGGAUGGCAGGUGGGCCGUGGGUGGGACGGCGUGUCAACGCGUGCACAUCCGCGACGGCGUCCGCACACCUGUGUGGAGCUGCCUCCCUUGCUGCUGCUUGCACUAUGCUCCCCCCCCUAACCCCCCACAUUCUCGCCCCAUUCCACCCUCUCAUGCUGGGGAGUCAGCACUGAGUCACCCAAGAGUCAACGGUCGGUGGAGUGGAGUCAAUGUUGCGUUCGUUCUUCUCCGCCAUGUCCCCUCGCGCUCACCUCUACCCCUGCCCCCGCAUCCCCACUGUCCCACCCCAUCGUCCCUGCCACUGCAAGCGCCCACCACGAGGGCGCCGUAUCUCAUUCCAUUCCUACCUUCCCCCCACCCCUUCCCCACGCUUCCCCCUUUCCCCCCAAUCGCUUCCCGUGUCCCACGUUCUCCCAGUUCCCCUGUGCUGGCACUGCUAGCGGCGCACAGGCGGCGCAUGCAGCAGCGAGUGGAGGAGGCGCGGGUGCACGCAGAGCGGGACGAGCAGCGCCUGCACGCCGCUGUCAGGGCCGCCGUGCGGCAGCUGCACGUGGACCGCACCUCGCUGGCGGACACCUUCCCCCUGCUGGACGAGGCGGCUGCUUCCACCAUUGCCGCGCUGCCAGCUGGCGACGACAGCCUGGCGCAGAUCCACGCCAUGCUGGCAGCUGCGCCACGUGUCAGUGUGGGAGAGGUGGACGUGGAGGGUGGGGUGGAGGGAGAGGGCACGGUGGGAGCGGCAGCAAGCACGGGUGUAGAGGGGCGAGUAGAGGGGGCGGUGGGGGGAGCAGCAGUGGGGGGGCCAGUGAGGGGGACAGUGGGGGAAGCAGCAUGGGAGGAGGCAGUGGAGGAGGCUGUAGGGGAGUGCAUGGACCUGUAUUUCGUGGCGGAGGGGCUGCAGACUCGAUUCCACAUCGGUGCGUGGCCAGGAGGGCGGCCGUUCAGUGACACAGAGGCAGCAGCAGGCGGACAGGGAGGUGGAGGCGAGACAGCCACGCAGAAGCAGCAGCAGGCGGACAGGGAGGCGGAGCUGCGGCAGUUCAUGCUGGGGCAGCUGAGAGCGCUGGACGACCGCCGCGACUGGUGGGUGGCGCUCAACCUCACGGGCGACGAGGCCAGUGAGAAGCUCAACACCAUGCCGGACGGGGCAGAGAAGGCGAAGCUAUCGGAGUUCCUCUUCUGGUAUCUGCCCUUCCACGCCUGGUUCGACUCCGAGGGGCCCGACCACCCCAAGGCCGUCGCUCACGUGGAGGAGCAGCGCGCUGUGCUGGCAGCCGCCACGUCAGCCGCCAAGUCAGCAGAAUCAACCCUGAAAGCCACACAAGAGCAGCUAUGGGAGGAGUGCGGGCUGCGGCUGCCCCACAGCAACUGGACGGAGGAGCAGAGCGCGCUGCUGGAGCGAUACGCUGCCGUGGCCAAUGUGUCUGGCUGCACCGAACAGUGCACCGACUGGGAGGCUAUUUACCCCGAGUACGAAACCCAACCGGGGCUAGUCGCCCCGAAGCACGUGUGGCAGAAGCUACCGGAGCACUAUCCUGACACGCGCCCCAACGUGUCCUUCAUCGUGACGUACGGCGGGCGAGCAGAGCGUGUGCAGGCGCUGGUAUCCCGUCUGUACACAUGCACGCACGGCAUGGCUGGGACUGGUUCUCUGCCGGGCAUCCGCGCAGAGAUGGUGGUGAGUGUGAUGAACCCGGAUGUGAGUCUGGAGGCGUGGAUGCAGGCGAGGAACGACACGGCGGAGGGCAUCUUCGUGGUGCCCGUGCUGCCGAGGCUGGGCGCGGCGCCGCUCAUGUUCAACGACCUGGCGAGGAUGGCACGGGGGGAGCUGUUGAUGCUGCUGGAUGGCGACACGCUGCCGCCCGCGUCGUGCGUGUGGCUGGACAGAGUGCUGGCCGCGUUCGCCGCGUGGCCGCGCCUGGCAGUGGCGGGCUUCCGCACCGACGCCCUGGGGGAGGCUGGCCGCGCACAGGAGCGCGUGGAGGGAGAGGAGGCGCCUCAGGGGGCACGUGCUGCUGCCAGCGUGCGGUUCUGGACGGGGCUUGCAGAAGAGAUGGAGGGGAGAGGGGGAGAGGAGGGAGGAGAGGUGGGGUGGAGGGACCCGGAGACGGGCGUGGCGAUGCACUUCACGGGGCUGGUAACCGCGUUCCCUCUGGUGUUGCGGCGUUCUGUGCUGGAGGACAUGGGGUGGCUGGAUGAGGCGGAUCUGAGGCAGGGGGCGGCGGCCGUCAUGAGCGACUGGCACCUCUGCUGCCGUGCAUGGCUCUCAGGCUACCAGGUGGCGCGUCUACAGCUGCCCACGGAGGAAGGCGACCAUGGGGACUGGCCCACCGUGACACGAGCACAGCACCGCCACGUGCUGCCGGGGCGGGGUGUGUCUGGAGGGGGUGAGCAGGGCAGCGCAGUGGAGUAUGGGGAGUACGAUGCUGCGAUGGCGGGGUACCAUGAUGACAUCGUCAAGGAGGUCGCUCGCUUGAACCACCUGCUCGUUCGCAAUGAUUAG
Messenger RNA from Closterium sp. NIES-65, 2865 nucleotides. The record is from the annotation of a GenBank genome assembly. NCBI's taxonomy places the organism in Eukaryota, Viridiplantae, Streptophyta, Zygnematophyceae, Desmidiales, Closteriaceae.